Molecule: messenger RNA, 3173 nt
Organism: Penaeus vannamei (Pacific white shrimp)
Lineage: Eukaryota; Metazoa; Arthropoda; Malacostraca; Decapoda; Penaeidae
Source: RefSeq, a predicted model, not a curated record
GUGCUUACGGAGGAGGAUGGGGAGUCUGGAAAGUGCGUAUUUGAGGAGCGCGCGGUGAGGACGAGAAGAGAAAUAGAACUCGUGAUAAACUGAAACCGGAAGGAAAACAGGAAUAAAUAUGUGAAAAGGAGGAAAAAGGACGAAAGAUAAUUAAAGAAAAUAGAAGACCUGAAAAAAGAAACAAACCGAAAGAAGAGAAACAUUAAAACUCUGUAGAUAAAAAAAUGGUGAACAUCAGCGCCAAUUUCUCCCCUGGCGGCACCCAGAGGAACUACAAAGGACUGACCAGCUACCGCCUGCUUGCCAAUGGGCGUGAGAAAUACGGGCGUGGGGGUAGGGGCGUGGGCGGCCAGGUGUACAGUCGGAAAAUCAUGUUCGUGCAGCCCGCCCCCCAGACCGUCAAAUUCCCCUUCAACCCAGCGGAUUACACCUACACCUAUUUCAACUGGCCGCCAUGGUACCAGGCCCAGUCCGUGGAGGAGUACAGGCAGACCCAGACAAAGGUCAACGGCCUGCAGAGAAGCCCGAGCACCUCCAACUACCGACCUGUUGAGCUGCACAACAUCCCCUUGCCCACUACAGGAGGCCACGUCACAGCCGAAGUCAAGAUGCCCUCUGGAAGCCUUGACAAGCCCCUGAUCGAGGACAACCGCGAUGGCACUGUCUCUGUCAGAUACGAGCCACGCGAGGAGGGCCUCCACGAACUGCACAUCAAGUACAACCAGGAGCAUGUUCAGGGCUCCCCCUUCAAGUUCCACGUUGACUCUAUUUCUUCGGGUUACGUAACAGCCUAUGGGUCCGGUCUGGUGCAUGGCAUCACAGGCGAGCCAUGCAAUUUCAUGAUCUCCACCAAGGACGCUGGUGCAGGCGGUCUCUCCCUAGCCGUGGAAGGCCCGAGCAAGGCUGAGAUCUCCUGCCACGACAACAAGGACGGCACCGUGUCCGUGUCCUACCUGCCCACCUCCCCCGGCGAGUACAAGGUCUCCGUCAAGUUCGCGGACAAGCACAUCAAGGGCUCUCCGUACUCCGUCAAGGUGACCGGCGAGGGGCGCAAGAGGAACCAGAUCAGCGUGGGCUCGCAGUCCGAGGUCAGCUUCCCGGGCAAGAUCUCCGACACCGACAUCAAGACCCUCAACGCCUCCAUCCAGGCGCCGUCGGGCCUCGAGGAACCCUGCUUCCUCAAGAAGCUGCCCAACGGCCAUCUCGGUAUUUCGUUCACACCGCGCGAGGUCGGCGAGCACCUGGUGUCCGUGAAGCGAAUGGGAACGCACAUCGCCAACUCGCCCUUCAAGAUCACUGUCGGCGAGAAGGAAGUCGGUGACGCCUCCAAGGUCAAGAUCACCGGAGAAGCCCUGAAGGAGGGCGUGACCCACAAGGAGAACCAGUUCACCAUAGACACGAGGGAAGCUGGCUAUGGCGGUCUGUCGCUCUCCAUCGAGGGCCCCUCCAAGGCUGACAUUCAGUGCAAGGACAACGAAGAUGGAACUCUCACCAUUGGCUACAAGCCCACUGAGCCUGGUUACUACAUCGUCAACCUCAAGUUUGCUGACAACCAUGUUCCUGGGUCCCCGUUCACUGUCAAGGUAACGGGCGAGGGCUCGAACCGGCAGACAGAGCGCAUCAAGAGGCAGCGAGAGGCCGUCCCCCUGACCGAGGUUGGCUCUCAGUGCCGCCUCACCUUCAAGCUGCCUGGCAUCUCCUCCUUCGACCUCUCGGCUACCGUGACCUCUCCCGGGGGCAUUACCGAGGACGCCAUGGUGUCUGAGGUCGAGGACGGUCUCUACGGGGUCAACUUCGUGCCCAAGGAGCUGGGUGUUCACACAGUGUCCGUCAAGUUCCAGGACAUGCACAUUCCCGGAUCGCCCUUCCAGUUCACCGUGGGUCCCCUGAAGGACGGCGGCGCCCACCGAGUGCACGCGGGCGGCCCCGGCCUGGAGCGCGGCGAGCAGAACAUGCCCUCGGAGUUCAACGUGUGGACUCGCGAGGCAGGCGCCGGGUCCCUGGCCAUCUCCGUCGAGGGCCCCAGCAAGGCCGAGAUCGACUUCAAGGACAGGAAGGAUGGCUCGUGCUACGUGUCCUACGUGGUGUCCGAACAGGGCGAGUACCGCGUGGGCAUCAAGUUCAACGACAAGCACAUCCCCGACUCGCCCUACAAGGUCUACAUCUCCCCCGACAUGGGCGAGGCGCGCAAGGUGGAGAUCGCGCAGUUCCCCGAGCAGGGCGGCAAGCCCAACAAGGCGCAGAACCUCCUGGUGCUCAAGAACGCCAAGGGCACGCUCGACUGCAAGCUGGUGGCGCCCUCCGGCCACGAGGACGACUGCUUCACGGACCCCCUCGACUCGGACACCUACAGCGUGCGCUUCGUCCCCCGCGAGAUCGGCAUCCACUACAUCCACAUCAAGUUCAACGGCAUCCACAUCCCCGGCUCGCCCUUCCGCCUCAGGAUCGGCAAGGACGAGGCCGACCCCGCCGCCGUCUCCGCCACCGGAAAGGGCCUCGAGGCAUGCGUGUCCGGCCACAAAUCCGACUUCAUCGUGGACACUUGCAACGCCGGUGCGGGCACGUUGGCAGUCACCAUAGAUGGUCCUUCCAAGGUGUCUAUGGACUGCACGGAGGUUGAGGAGGGAUACAAGGUCAGGUACACGCCCCUUGUACCCGGAGACUACUACAUUGCCGUUAAAUUCAAUGGAUAUCACAUCGUUGGGUCUCCAUUUAAGGUUAAGUGCUCAGGCGAGGCUGUAGCGGAGAAGGGCGUGCAGGAGUCCUCAUCAGUAGUAGUAGAGACGGUAGAGAAGCAGAAGUCAGACAAGCAUGGCCAUGGUGGACCCAUCAUCCCUAGGUUUACCUCUGACGCCUCCAAAGUAACCAGCAAAGGUCUAGGAUUGAAGAAGGCUCACCUCAACCGACAGAACAACUUCACUGUCAAUGCCUCCGCUGCUGGUAACAACAUCCUUUAUGUUGGUGUAUACGGCCCCAAAGCACCUUGUGAAGAGGUCUAUAUCAAGCAUAUUGGCCAUAACAAUUAUCAGGUUGGAUACAAGAUCAAAGACCACGGAAACUACUUGAUCCUUGUGACUUACGGAGAUCAGCACAUUCCGGGCUCCCCCUUCGUGGUGACAAUGUUCUAAGACUCCCAUCAUUCUUGCUAUAGGUGUUUUUUUUUCUUUGCCCUU